Molecule: messenger RNA, 828 nt
Organism: Caenorhabditis auriculariae
Lineage: Eukaryota; Metazoa; Nematoda; Chromadorea; Rhabditida; Rhabditidae
Source: the annotation of a GenBank genome assembly
AUGAAGUGGCGGCUGGAAAACAGUUUCUACUUUUUCCUGGCCAUCCGUUUGCUCUGCGUUCUCAACUGCGUCAUCAUUUUGUUCUGCGUAGCUCUUUCGCAGUCAUGGACAAGUCGAGCGGCGGCCAUCUUCGGCAUGGUAGGUCUGAAAAGAAUUCCCUUUUUCUAAAAGACUCAGAUUUUCACUCUGCUCUCGUGUUUGCUCAUCGGAAGCUCAAUUGCCACGAUUUUCGCCUGGGACCUCAUCAAAAUGGGUUUCCCCAAGGUUAUAGUUUUCUAGAGACAAUCCAUGUAUCGUUUCCUUCAGAGGACUCUAUUCUCGUUCGUCUUCAUUCUGUCGACCUUGGUCUCUGGAGUCAUGUUCCUUCUCUCAACGGCGAGUUGCGACGCCUACAACCGCUUCGGAUGUCUCGAGCAGUACUCUUCUGGAACAUUCCGAGUGGCUGCAGUGUGUUAUUUUUUCAUCAAUAUCUUAUUCCCAACAGAAUAGACGCAUGAGUUUGAAUAGAAAUCAGCAGAAACCUGACCAAAAAUGAAUACUUCAAGAACUUGUUCCUUCCCAAAAAAAACGAAACUUUUGUUUUGAGGCCUUUUGCUUUAUCAACGUCGUAUUCGGAGUUGCUGAUGUGGCACUCAAUUUUGUGUUCUACUUCAAGGAGGAAAAGAAGCCUCCAGAUCGAACAUACGACGUUCCGCCCAUCUCCGUCAUCGAUAGCGAACAGUUAAACUUUUUCCCUCGUCACUCGCCCCAAAAAAAGGAUGAAUUUACAGAGCUGCACACGACCUCUACAUGUCAUAUCAGCGAAAAGGCCAGACAACUUACGUUUGA